AUGCAGGAAGCUCUGGCUAAAAGUCUGCCCGCCCCCCAUAAUAUUCAUGACAGGCGCUUUGCCGCCCUGUAUGAAUUGGGCGGCGAGAUUACGGAGCUCUUUGCCAAAGAGGUAAUCUCUCAGUCAGGCUUGCCUCUGUCAAGUCAGGAUCCUUUGGUAAUCCUUGACCUUGCCUGUGGAACGGGUGCCGUCUCAAGCGUCCUUCACCAUACUAUCGGUGACGACAAGAAAAGUAAGUGGCAGUUGACCUGUGGUGAUAUGUCAGACAAUAUGCUCCAUUAUACUAGACAGAAAAUGGUGCAGGAAGAAUGGCAUAAUGUCGAAGUGAAGAUCGUGAAUGCGCAAGACACUCGCCUGCCAAGUGCGCGGUAUACCCAUGUGUUCACUGCCUUUGAAUGCUUCAGAAUACUUCAGCCAGGUGGCAUCUUAGCAGUCUCCACAUGGAAGAGCACGAUCUGGGUGUGCACACUUAGUGCUGCCAUUACCAGCUUGUCCGGUCAUCUACCAGCUCCGUCAGAGAAAGAGCUUUACGGAGUAUACAAUGUCGGCUGGGACGAGGAGUCAUCUGUGCGGACUAAGUUUGAGGAAGCCGGAUUCAUUGAUAUCGAAGUCCGAACGGUGAAAAAGGACUAUUUAGUCCCCGUGGACCAGUUUGCCCAGAGCUGCACCAUUCUCAUUCCCACCAUUGUGAGCAUUUUCUGGACGCAGGAUCAGCGAGACCUGUAUGAGUCCGAGUUGCCAAUGGCCAUUCAUCGCUAUGUUGAGGGGAUUUACGGGAGAGAUGGGAUGGCUGCCAUGGAGGCUGAAGCGAUCAUUGCUACAGGCCGUAAGCCUUGA
Molecule: messenger RNA, 837 nt
Organism: Aspergillus pseudotamarii
Lineage: Eukaryota; Fungi; Ascomycota; Eurotiomycetes; Eurotiales; Aspergillaceae
Gene: tpcH
Product: methyltransferase tpcH
Exons: 3
Coding region: 1-837 (278 amino acids)
Source: RefSeq, a predicted model, not a curated record